Vitis vinifera (wine grape) is the source of this 3482-nucleotide messenger RNA. RefSeq names its product probable alpha,alpha-trehalose-phosphate synthase [UDP-forming] 9. Lineage: Eukaryota; Viridiplantae; Streptophyta; Magnoliopsida; Vitales; Vitaceae. Bases 491 to 3079 code for a protein of 862 amino acids. Gene Ontology annotation, biological process: trehalose biosynthetic process. Gene Ontology annotation, molecular function: catalytic activity. The record is from RefSeq and is a predicted model, not a curated record. Gene Ontology annotation, cellular component: cytosol. The transcript is spliced from 4 exons.
UCUGGAGAAGCCAUUAAGCUUCCUUUGUUGAACAAAACGCAGAUUUUAUUCAAUAAAACGCAUAAAAUCUCAACAAUAUCCAACCUAACACAUAUAAUCCAUAAAAGUCCCUGAUUAUAAUCUCAACAACAGUAGAGAGACUUUACAUACAUGAUAUUAUGACAUUGUUGGUGUUCUCUUGGUUCCCUUUCUUCACCCUCUGAAUUCUCCUAUUUUCUUUCCUUCUUCUCUUUUUUUUUUUUUUUCUCUCUCUCUCCCCCUUUCAGGAAAAUCUCUCUCCAACUGUGUGUUGACGUAUCUUGAUUCUUGCUUGCUGCCCUCUUAAGGCUUCUGCUCUUCCUGGGAUCAGUUUCUUUUCAGGUAGUUGGUUACCUUUACUUGAGAGCAUCCCUUCAAGACAUUUUUUUUUUUGGUACGAAGGGAGUUGGUGGUACAUCAUUUUGUCCUCGUAUAAUUUGAUAAGCGUCUAUACAAACUCUUCUUGGUAGUGAUGGUGUCAAGAUCAUCAUAUACAAGUUUCUUGGAUGCGGCAUCUGGGGACCUGUUGAAUUUCCCUCAAACACCUAGAACCCUCCCAAGGGUGAUGACAGUUCCAGGAAUUAUUUCUGAUGGUGAUGGAAACGGAAGUAACGAUGAGGAUUCAGACAUUUUCUCAUCCAAAUGUCGUGAGAAGAAAAUUAUAGUGGCAAAUUUUCUUCCUCUGCUUGCUCAAAAAGAUUUAAACACCGGCAGAUGGUGCUUCAGUUUUGAUGAAGAUGCGCUUUUGUUACAAAUGAAGGAUGGUUUCUCAUCUGAAACUGAUGUUGUUUAUGUGGGAUCUCUGAAGGUUGAUGUAGAUACCAGUGAGCAAGAAGAAGUUGCUGAGAGACUACUAGCAGAAUUUAAUUGUGUGCCUACUUUUCUUCCUCCUGACCUUCAGAAAAAGUUUUAUCAUGGGUUCUGCAAACAAUAUCUGUGGCCUCUCUUCCAUUAUAUGCUCCCCAUGUCACCAGAGCACUGCAAUCGCUUUGAUAGGUUUCUUUGGCAGGCCUAUGUUUCAGCCAAUAAAAUAUUUGCAGAUAAGGUCAUGGAGGUGAUCAAUCCUGAAGAAGAUUAUGUAUGGAUUCAUGACUAUCACCUUAUGAUUCUCCCUACUUUUUUAAGAAAGCGCUUCUAUCGAGUUAAGCUUGGAUUCUUCCUCCACAGUCCAUUCCCCUCAUCAGAAAUCUACCGAACUCUGCCAGUCAGAGAUGAUAUUCUAAAAGCAUUGCUGAAUGCAGACUUAGUUGGUUUUCAUACAUUUGAUUAUGCUCGCCACUUUUUGUCUUGUUGCAGUAGAAUGCUAGGCCUGAACUAUGAAUCCAAGAGAGGUCACAUUGGACUUGAGUAUUUUGGCCGCACGGUUUAUGUCAAAAUUUUGCCUGUGGGAAUUCAUAUGGGCCAACUUGAAUCCGCACUAAAUCUCCCCUCUACAUCCAUCAAGGUCAAAGAAAUCCAAGAACAAUUCAAGGGAAAAAAGAUUAUUCUGGGUGUUGAUGAUAUGGACAUAUUUAAAGGACUAAGUCUAAAAUUACUAGCCAUGGAACACCUUCUGCAGCAUUAUGAAGAGUUGCGGGGUGAACUAGUCUUGGUUCAAAUUGUAAAUCCUGCAAGGAGCACAGGUAAAGAUGUUCAGGAAGCAAAAAGGGAGACAUAUGCUAUUACCGAAAGGAUAAAUGCAAAUUUUGGUUUUCCAGGCUAUGAACCGGUGGUCCUGAUUGAUCAUCCUGUGCCUUUCUAUGAGAAGACUGCCUAUUAUGCUUUGGCUGAAUGUUGCAUAGUAAAUGCUGUGAGGGAUGGAAUGAACUUAAUGCCAUACAAUUACAUAGUUUGCAGGCAGGGGACUCCAAAAAUAGAUGAAGCUUUGGGAAUUACCUCUGGGUCCUCUCGUACUAGUACACUUGUUGUCUCAGAAUUCAUAGGUUGCUCACCGUCACUUAGUGGUGCAAUAAGAGUCAACCCAUGGGAUAUUGAUGCUGUGGCUGAUGCACUAAACAUAGCCAUCACAAUGCCUGGUUUAGAGAAGCAGUUGCGGCAUGAGAAGCACUAUCGGUACGUCAGCUCUCAUGAUGUGGCAUAUUGGGCAUGCAGUUUUAUGCAGGAUUUGGAGCGGGCAUGCAAAGAUCACUACAGUAAACGUUGCUGGAGCAUUGGUUUUGGUCUGAGUUUCAGAAUUGUUGCUCUUUCUCCCAAUUUUAGGAAACUUUCCCUUGACCAUAUUGUCAAAGCAUAUAAGAGGGCGAAUAGAAGGGCGAUAUUUUUGGAUUAUGAUGGAACAGUGGUUCCGCAAUCUUCCAUUGUUAAAACUCCUAGCCCUGAGGUUAUCUCUAUUCUAAAUGACCUUUGCAAUGACCCUAAGAACACUGUGUUUAUUGUUAGUGGCAGGGGGAAAAACUCUCUGAGUGACUGGUUCGCUCAAUGUCAGAAUUUGGGAAUAGCAGCUGAGCAUGGAUACUUCAUUAGGUGGAGUCAGAGUUCCAAUUGGGAAUCAAGACCUUUACUCAUGGACUUUGACUGGAAAAGAAUUGCAGAUCCUGUAAUGCAAUUAUAUACUGAGGCAACUGAUGGCUCCUACAUAGAGACUAAGGAGAGUGCCUUGGUAUGGCACCACCAAGAUGCUGACCCUGAUUUUGGAUCCUGCCAGGCAAUGGAGUUGCUGGAUCAUCUUGAGAAUGUUCUUGCAAAUGAACCUGUGGAAGUUAAGAGGGGCCAUCAUAUUGUUGAGGUUAAGCCACAGGGAGUCAGUAAAGGUCAGGUUACAGAGAAAAUUCUUUCCACAAUGAUCAGUGAUGGGAAACCACCAGAUUUUGUGAUGUGCAUUGGGGACGAUAGGUCAGAUGAGGACAUGUUUGAGAGCAUAUCAAGCACCAUUUAUAGUCCAUCACUGCCUGCACCCCCAGAGAUCUUUGCAUGCACGGUCGGCCAAAAACCAAGCAAAGCUAGGUACUACCUUGAUGAUUCUGCAGAUGUUUUGAAACUGCUCCAGGGCCUGGCCAGAGCUUCUAGUAUGAAGCCCAAGUGUAGCACACAAAUACAGUUCUCCUUUGAAAGUGUUGCUUGAGAUGCAGCACUGGUCUUUCUUUGAAUCGAAGUAGAGUUGAAAAACAGAACGCCCUGAUGGAAACUAGAUACAUGGUUGGAUAGUUUUUCUACAGAAAAAUUCUCUUUCAGGAAGUGGGAUUAACUUUUUUGUUCACUGAUAUUAACGCAUUCAAAUACAUGUGGGGGCCUGGCUGAUGGAAAGGUAGGUGGUGGACACAGUGGGGACUGGGGGUGAGUUUGGCAAAGGAAAGAAGUGGAGUGGAGGGUACGUACAAGUUACAACACAUUUGUUUUUUCUUUUUCGAAAUCUGAUGGAAAAAUGAAAGUGGUUCACUUAUAUAUCAAUCAAUUCCUUGGUUGCACUGCAUGUAAAUGUCAUCUUGUUUUGGAGCAGAUUAAUAUUAGAACUCCAGAUUUUCUCA